Fimicolochytrium jonesii is the source of this 1772-nucleotide messenger RNA. RefSeq lists its product as uncharacterized. Lineage: Eukaryota; Fungi; Chytridiomycota; Chytridiomycetes; Spizellomycetales; Powellomycetaceae. Bases 187 to 1602 code for a protein of 471 amino acids. Gene Ontology annotation, cellular component: histone acetyltransferase complex. Gene Ontology annotation, molecular function: histone H3 acetyltransferase activity; protein binding. The record is from RefSeq and is a predicted model, not a curated record. Gene Ontology annotation, biological process: chromatin remodeling; positive regulation of transcription by RNA polymerase II. The transcript has 9 exons.
CUGAGCUUUCUUUCCAACGGCUCGUUUGUUUACUCGUUGUCUCGCAUAACAGGCGCCCAGCUAUGGACAAGGUAUAACACCUAUCUCCCUCCACUCAAUCGCUUGCCCUCUUGCCGUUCCCAGUUUCCCCGGCUCUCUUGUCCUUCACAAAACCCGUCUCCUCAUGUGUUCCUCAUUCAAAAUGCCAUGUCCCAAAAGCACCAGGAAUCACCAACCCCGCUCGUAAACGGCACCAAACGCCCCACCCCCGACGAAGAAGAAGGAGAGCUACCCGAAGAUGACCAAAACCUCACCCCUAAAACAAAGAAACGCCGCACAGAUACCACCGCAGAUAUCUCCAACACCGAAAAUGGGGUCAUAAAAACCGAAGUUCCUGAGGAGCCGCCACAACGGAUACCCAACGGCCACCCAACACCACCACCAACCUCGACAGCACCACCAGCAACACCAACAACCCCCUCCCUGCCCCACUCCGACAUGGACACAACAGACCAUUUCCCCGAAGUCCGCAACCCGAAAAACAAGCGUGUCCUCGAGGAAGAACGCACGAACCGUGUCAUGUUUAAACUCGUUCAGAAUGAUGGGACCAGGGAGAGCUUGACCUUGUUGUCGAAGGUGAAAGCCGUUAUUCAGGCUCAAUUGCCGAAGAUGCCCAGGGAAUAUAUUGGGAGGGUUGUUUAUUCGAGAGAACACUGGAGCUGCGUGGUAGUCCGCGACACAGGCGACGUCGUGGGCGGGAUCACCUUCCGCCCCUUCGGACCACGGCGGUUCGCCGAGAUUGUGUUCCUCGCUGUUUUGAGUCAUAGUCAGACCACGGGAUACGGCGCAAGACUAGUAGCCCACUUCAAAGACCACGUCCGCGCCAUGUGGGGCGUCGAGUACCUCCUCACAUACGCGGACAACCUCGCUAUUGGGUUCUUCAAAAAACAGGGCUUCACAUCAGAAAUAACCCUCGAAAAAUCCAAAUGGGUCGGGUACAUCAAAGACUACGAGGGCGCGACGCUGCUGCAGUGCAGCUUCUUCCCGAAAGUGAAAUACCUCGACAUCUAUCAUAUUUACCAUGCGCAUCGGAAGGCGGUGUUUACGAAAAUCAAAGAGGCGUCGUUGUCGACCAGAGUAUACCCCGGCUUGGUGUUCGAGGAGGGGCAGGCGAAGAUUGAGCCGGAGGGCGUGCCGGGGUUGCGCGAGGCGGGAUGGCGGCCUGAGCUAGGCGAAUUAUCAGGAAGCUCAUCAGAAGGCAAACCCCCCCUCUACCACCUCCUCGCCCAGCUCCUCUCCGAGCUGCGCGACAACCCCUCCGCAUGGCCGUUCCGCGAGCCGGUUUCCGGCGUCGCAGACUACUACGAUAUCAUUCGGAAUCCCAUGGAUUUGGCAACAAUGGAACAUAACCUGAAGGACGGCAAAUAUACCACAAUUUCGGAGUUUGAGACCGAUUUCGCGCUGAUAAUUUCCAACGCGAAGAUUUAUAAUGAUGAGACUACUACUUAUUACAAGGCGGCGUGUAAAUUGGAUAAAGCGUGCAAGGAUCGUGUCAAGGCGCUGGUCGCGGCGGCGAACGCGGGGAAGGCGGCGAAGAGUGGGGUGGCGGUUAGUGUUGUGUGAGGAGACCCGUCUACGGCCCCCGCACCGAUUCUCACGCGGAUGUGGAAUACCCUCAUCACACCUAUACAUGAGGACAAUUUUUGGACAGUUUUGUGAAUGAGAUAUUGCUGCCGCUGGGUUGCUGAUAUGAGAUAUUGCUGCCGCUGACAUUUCUCCGCAAGCGUUCUGGA